AUGCAAUUCUCCCUUCAAUCCGUCCUCGCCCUGGCCGGCCUUGUGUCUGCCAGUCCCCGGUUGCCUGAGUCCCAUCCCUGGGUACCUGCCGGACCAGGAGACUAUCGUGGACCAUGCCCGAUGAUGAACACCCUCGCGAACCACAACUUCCUUCCUCAUGAUGGCAGGAACCUUACUAGGCCGACCGUUGUGGAUGCCCUAACCAGUGCGUUGAAUUUUGACGCUGGUCUCGCCAAUACAAUGUUCGACAUGGCCAUUAUUGCGAAUCCUGUUGAGAAUUCAACUUACUUCACGCUGGACCAUCUAAACAGACACAAUGUCUUAGAGCACGAUGCCAGCCUCAGUCGUGCAGACAGCUACUUCGGCUCGAACCACAUCUUCAACGCAACAGUCUUCGCUGAAUCCCGCGCCUUCUGGACAAACUCCACAUUGACUGCUGACAUGCUCGCGAAUAGCAAGAUUGCCCGUCAGAUCGUGUCCAAGGCUUUCAAUCCUACGUACAGAUUCACCGAGACCACAGAGCAGUUUAGUCUUGGCGAGAUUGCAGCUCCGAUUAUUGUCUUUGGGGACAUGGAUGCUGGGACCGUGGAGAGGAACCUUGUGGAGUAUUUCUUUUUUAACGAGCGCCUUCCUACAGAGCUAGGAUGGAGUGCGAAGAAAGACCCCGUUACCCUGGAGGACGUGAUGGGCGUCUCAGUGAUGAUCAACAAGGCUGCCAGUUUGAUAACGGGUUCUAACUCGAGCACUGCUGCGCAUAAGAGAAGGGGAGAUCUUCAUGCUGGGUUGGGAUUUUAG
Messenger RNA from Aspergillus versicolor CBS 583.65, 795 nucleotides. Its product is annotated as peroxidase family protein. The record is from RefSeq and is a predicted model, not a curated record. Bases 1 to 795 code for a protein of 264 amino acids. Gene Ontology annotation, molecular function: peroxidase activity. The transcript has 5 exons. NCBI's taxonomy places the organism in Eukaryota, Fungi, Ascomycota, Eurotiomycetes, Eurotiales, Aspergillaceae.